Sinocyclocheilus rhinocerous is the source of this 1983-nucleotide messenger RNA. RefSeq names its product WD and tetratricopeptide repeats 1 (gene wdtc1). Gene Ontology annotation, cellular component: Cul4-RING E3 ubiquitin ligase complex; cytoplasm. The transcript is spliced from 15 exons. NCBI's taxonomy places the organism in Eukaryota, Metazoa, Chordata, Actinopteri, Cypriniformes, Cyprinidae. Gene Ontology annotation, molecular function: protein binding. Gene Ontology annotation, biological process: negative regulation of fatty acid biosynthetic process. The coding region runs from base 247 to 1983 and encodes 578 amino acids. The record is from RefSeq and is a predicted model, not a curated record.
CGUUAUCGAGCUGCGCAGAGAGAAGGCCAGACAGACUCUGAGGAGAACCGGGCUCUGGACUUCCAGAGACACUAUCAUGUGACCGACCCGUUUAUAAAGCGUCUGGGGCUGGAGGCCGAACUACAGGGUCACUCUGGCUGCGUCAACUGUCUGGAGUGGAACGAGAGAGGAGACCUCCUGGCCUCAGGUUCGGAUGACCAGCAUGCCAUUAUCUGGGAUCCGUUCCGGCACACCAAGCUCAUCACUAUGCACACGGGACACGCAGCCAACAUCUUCUCCGUGAAGUUCCUGCCUCACUCCGAGGACCGGAUCUUAAUCACAGGAGCCGCAGACACCAAGGUGCAUGUGCACGACCUGACGGCGAAGGAGACCACUCACAUGUUCUCAGACCACACUAACCGCGUCAAGCGCAUCGCGACGGCUCCCAUGUGGCCCAACACCUUCUGGAGCGCGGCGGAGGACGGGGUCAUCAGGCAGUAUGAUCUGAGAGAGAGCAGUAAACGCUCGGAGGUGUUAAUCGAUCUGACGGAGUAUUGUGGGCAGCUCGUGGAAGCCAAAUGUCUGGCUAUCAACCCUCGUGACAAUAACUACAUGGCUGUGGGAGCCAACGGGCCCUUCGUCCGGCUCUACGACAUCCGAAUGAUCCACAAUCACAGGAAGUCUAUGAAUCAGAGUAGCUCAGCCGGUGUUCAUACGUUUUGCGACAAGCAGAAAUCGAUACCGGACGGCGCUGGACAGUACUAUGUCGCAGGUCACUUGCCUGUGAAGCUUCCUGACUAUAAUAACAGAUUACGAGUUCUGGUGGCCACCUACGUCACAUUCAGUCCAGACGGCACCGAGCUGCUGGUGAACAUGGGUGGAGAGCAGGUGUAUUUAUUUGAUCUGACGUUCAAACAGAGGCCGUACACAUUUCUGCUGCCCAAAAAAUGCCACUCGUCAUCGGAGGUACAAAAUGGGAAGACGACCAAUGGUGUGUCCAAUGGGAUUCAUCUUCCUGCUAGCCGCCUCAAACUGGCUAAAGUCUCCAGCGGCUCCAGUGAUCUUCCUCCUCAUCUGGAGCGGAUCAAGCAGCAGGCUAACGAUGCGUUCGCGCGCCAGCAGUGGACUCAAGCCAUCCAGCUCUACAGUCUGGGCAUCCAUGAAGCCGGCCACAACGCCAUGCUGUACGGAAACCGCGCCGCCGCGUACAUGAAGAGAAAGUGGGACGGCGAUCACUAUGACGCGCUGCGGGACUGUCUGAAGGCCUUGUCUCUGAACCCGGGCCAUCUGAAGGCACACUUCCGCUUAGCGCGCUGCCUCUUUGAGCUCAAGUACAUCGCCGAGGCUCUGGAGUGUCUAGAUGACUUCAAGGGCAAGUUUCCAGAGCAGGCGCACAGCAGCGCAUGCGACGCGCUCGACAGAGACAUCAAGGCGGCCCUCUUCUCAAAAACAGACUCCUCUGAUGACAAGAAGGGGAACAGCUCCAUCCGCUUCCAUAACUUCAGCCGGAAGGAGUCCAUCCCGGAGGAUGAGAUCGUGCUGAGAGAGCGCAGCUUCGACUACAAGCAUCGCUACUGUGGCCACUGCAACACCACCACUGAUAUUAAAGAAGCCAACUUCUUCGGAAGUAAAGGCCAGUACAUUGUGAGCGGUUCAGACGACGGCUCGUUCUUCAUCUGGGACAAAGAGACGACGAACCUGGUGCGGAUCUUACAGGGAGACGAGUCUAUAGUGAACUGCCUGCAGCCAUUACUGUUGAUUGCACCAAACGUGACUUGUUUUCUCUCCUGCGUAACCGAUCACCAGACGGAGAACGAGAACUGUCGGGUGGUGGAGGACAUGGAGGGUGCGGCCCAAGCCAACCAGAGGCGCAUGAACGCGGAUCCGCUGGAGGUGAUGCUGCUAAACAUGGGCUAUCGCAUCACAGGUCUGAGCAGCCGAGGCACCGAGGGCUCAGAUGAUGAAGAGAGCUCGGAGAGCCAGGUUCAGUGCCGCUCCAGCUAG